UUGAGUUUGAAUUGUUUACAUAUCGUAUAGAAAGUUGUUACAAUACAAGGACAUGAAUUUUAUUUGUAAUUAAAAUGAAACCAAUAACAGAUGAAGAACGAGAAAUUUUAGUGCGAACGCAAUUUGAAGCACUUUUAUACGAUGAUAGUAGCGAUGAAGACGAUAUUGAAGAAAAAAAUAAUUCAGAUUUACCAUCGAAUUCUCAUUAUCCAUCAUCUGAGAAUAAUGUAAAUUCCUCAAAUUCUGAAGAUUCAACUGAAUGUUCCGAAAAUGUGAUCUUGUCAAUGAUUUGGCAAAAUGAACAUUUGGGUGCAGCUUAUUAUAAUGUAUCAACUUCAGAACUUUUUGUCAUGGACGAUGUAAUUGACAAUAAUAUAUUUGAAAAAGUGAGAGCUCUCUAUAAACAAGUAAAUCCAAAUACAUUAAUUACUGUUGGUGGAUUGGCAGAAAUUUUUUUUGAAACAUUAAAAUCUUUAGUGACACGUGACAAUUUAGAAGCAUCAAAUGAAAAUACAGAUGAGACAUCAAAUCAAAAUUCUUGUUCUCUUAAAAUAUUAUCAAAAACUGAUAAUAUUGCCGAUUAUUGUUUAGCAAGAGUUCAAAAUUUAAAACUCGAAGGUGAACCUUCAAAUGCAAAUUUUGAAGAGAGAAACGCUUAUCUCAGUUCAUUUAUAAAUUUCAAUUCACGAGCUUUGAUAUACGCUUUGGGUUUACUAUUGAAAUAUAUUGACAGAGAAUGGCAUAGACUUUCAACAUGUGAAACAGAACAAGCAAUAUUUAUUAAUAUCACCAAUGUUUCUUUGGGUGAUUUGAUGAUGAUGGAUGAGGACUGUUACAGAGCUUUAAAUGUCAUUACAACUAAAGAUCAUCCAAGCUUUUUUAAAUUUGGAAAAGAUAGAAUUAAGAAACAUACAGUUAGUCUUUAUUCUCUCUUUAAUAAUUGCCAAUCACGUCUUGGUGCUCAAGCUCUUUGGAAGAUUAUGCAUCAUCCUACAACAGAUAUUGAAGUUUUGAAGAAAAGACACCAAGUGAUUGAAUUUUUUCUUAACCCUGGUAAUCUGUCAGUUGUCGAUAGUUUAAAGAGUUGUUUAAGAUGCAUUUAUCGACUUUCACCGUUGAUUAUAAAUAAAAUUUCCAUAUCACAAGCUAAAUAUGUAGAUUGGAGGAAACUCGAUCAAACGAUUUCAAAUGUCAUUCAAAUAUCUGAAAUUUGUGGACAAUAUCGAGAAGAGAUUUCAAUGUUUGAUGAAUUAGUGGAAAAUGUAACUCAAACAACAUACUUGGUCAAGUACUUUCUUGAUCUUCUUGUUGAUUUUGAAAUGACUCAAUUGAAAAAUCAAUUUGUUUUAAAUACAGGCGUUGAUCCUCUUUAUGAUGAAUUGGCUCAUAUUUGUGAUAAUUUACCACGUACUCUAAGUGAAUGGGGAGCAAAAGAUAUACCAAUACUUCCAGAAUCCGUUGAGUCUUGUUUGAUGGUUUAUAUUCCCAAUAUUCAAUAUCUUCUUGCUAUUACGCAAUGGAAAGAUGGUCCUCCAGAUAAUCCACAAAUUCAAGGUCUUGAAUAUAAAUUCACCAUUGAAAAUGUUCAUCACUACAAAAGUCCUGCCGCUAUUGAAUUAGAUGAAAAACUUGGUGACGUAAAAAUUAAAUUGGCAAAACGACAAAAUACAAUAAUGAUGAAAUUGGUAAAGUUUAUUGUACGUCAUUAUCAAGAAAUUAUGAAUGCUAUUCGACUUUGCAGUGAACUUGACGUGAUGUUAUCAUUUUUUAUGGUGGCUCGUGAUUCAAAUUAUGUGAAACCAGAAAUUGUUGAUUCUCGUUUAAUUGAAAUAAAACAGGGACGACAUCCUCUUAAAGAAUCAUUUGUAACAAAUUUCGUUGCUAAUGAUAUUUAUUCUGGUGAAGGAUAUAGUCUUGUUAAAAUUUUAACCGGUCCAAAUUCUUGUGGUAAAAGUGUUUAUCUUAAACAAAUUGCACUUAUUGUCUUUAUGGCUCACAUUGGAAGUUAUGUGCCUGCUGAUUCUGCGACUAUUGGUAUUGUUUCACGAAUUACGGCACAAAUUAUUUCCAAUAAUAGUAUUUCAUUAUUAAAUGCAAGUACAUUUCUUCAAGACAUUCGUCAGAUAAAUACAGCUGUGCAUUCAGCAAAUUCUAAUACCUUGGUAAUUAUUGAUGAAUUUGGAAGAGGAACAUCUGAAAUAGAUGGAGCUGCUCUUUUAGCUUCUGUUCUUAAGUAUUUUUUGGAUCGUGGAAUUGAAUGUCCUCAUCUUUUUGUUGCAACUCAUUUACAUAGAGUUCUCGAUCUAAUACCAAAAGGACCAUUAAUACAACCUCAGACAUUCGAAUUUCUACAACCAACCGAUGAGAGAGAAAUUGUUUUCCUUUUCAAAUUAAUAGACGGAGUUUCAAAAUUAAGUUUUGCUCACGCUGUUGCUAAACAUGCUGGUUUAAAUUCUGACAUUCUCAAACGAGCUAUGGAGGUUUACAAAUGCCAAAAACAAAAUCAAUUGCCAUCACAUUUGGAAAAAUCUUCUCGAAAAAACACAUCAAAUUUGAUUAUUCAAAGAAUUUCCAAUUCUAAUGCGAGUAGUAUUAAUUUAGAAGAUUUAAAAAUUUGGACAUUAAAUGUUAUUGGAUGGACAGACAAGAAAUUAACAAACAAUAAUUCUAAGUCCACUUCAUCUUCAUCAAAUGAAGGUACAAAAUAAAAAUAAUUUUAUCUCAUUAUACAAAUACUUAAGAAAGUAUAAUUUAAAUUGUAUUUAAAUAGAAAAAAAAACGCUUUAAUGUGAAAUUGUUACUAUUUUAGUAUUAUUAAUUAAAUUUUACUAAAAUUAAUUAUAAUUUAUUAAAAAUGUAUAAUGUACGCAGAAAAAUUAAUAAAAU
Messenger RNA from Leptopilina boulardi, 2886 nucleotides. RefSeq names its product mutS protein homolog 5-like. Bases 75 to 2708 code for a protein of 877 amino acids. The transcript has 13 exons. NCBI's taxonomy places the organism in Eukaryota, Metazoa, Arthropoda, Insecta, Hymenoptera, Figitidae. Gene Ontology annotation, molecular function: ATP binding; mismatched DNA binding; ATP-dependent DNA damage sensor activity. The record is from RefSeq and is a predicted model, not a curated record. Gene Ontology annotation, biological process: chiasma assembly; mismatch repair. Gene Ontology annotation, cellular component: nucleus.